Messenger RNA from Zeugodacus cucurbitae (melon fly), 1790 nucleotides. RefSeq names its product alpha-tocopherol transfer protein-like. The record is from RefSeq and is a predicted model, not a curated record. NCBI's taxonomy places the organism in Eukaryota, Metazoa, Arthropoda, Insecta, Diptera, Tephritidae. Gene Ontology annotation, cellular component: membrane. Gene Ontology annotation, molecular function: phosphatidylinositol bisphosphate binding. The coding region runs from base 108 to 1046 and encodes 312 amino acids. The transcript has 3 exons.
UUUAAAUUUGAGUAUAUUACGGGUUUAAGCAAAUCAAUACGGUUUAGUUGACGCUGUAAGCACAACACCUAAACCCUAAAAUAAAACUAAUAUCAAAUUAGCACAUAAUGACGGCACCCAAUAUACGUCCGCUACCCGAACAUCUACAAAAGAUCGCUAUCGAAGAGUUGAAUGAGCGACCCGAGCGUUUGGCCGCGGAUCUACAGGCGUUAAAGACCUGGGCCAUACAGGAGCCACAUUUAAAUGUGCGACUCGAGGAUCAGCUGUUGGUGGCAUUCCUGCGCGGUUGCAAGUUCAGUUUAGAGAAGACGAAAUCGAAAUUGGAUUGGUUCUAUACGUUGAAAACAAAAUAUCCGGAUUAUUACACGGUACAAGAUCUGGAUGCGCCGAAUAUGAUGGAACUCUUAGAAUAUGGAACACCUUUAGCACUGCCUAUACCGUUACGCGAGACUGGACCGCGCAUUGUAUUUGUUUGCGCUGGCAUUUAUCCAACCGAUAAAUAUACGUUUAAGGAUAUAAUUCCCAUAUCGUAUGCCCAACAGGAGCUAUGGAUACGCGAGGAUGACAAUGCAAUUGUGAAUGGUUUUAUUGAUCUUGUAGACGUUUCUCGCAUAACCCCUGCACAUAUUGCACAUCAUACACCGAGUCUGAUGAAGAAAAUCGUAGUACAUGCCGAGAAAGCCAUACCAUUGCGUCAACGCGCAACACAUUUUAUUAAUUUACCGUCGGGUUUUGAAACACUCUUCAAAAUGAUAAAACCCAUGCUACCAGCCAAACAGCAGGAUCGUAUUUUCAUGCAUGGCACCAAUUUGGAGUCACUAUAUCCACAUAUACCACAAAAAUAUUUGCCGAAAGAAUAUGGCGGUGAAAAUGGCAGCAUCGAGGAACUAAAGAAGGACUCAAUAAAAUACUUUCUGGAUCACCGUGAUUAUUUCAUAGAGGAUCUGCAAUUUCGAAAUAAUGAGAGUCUACGUGUUGGUAAACAACCGGAUUUUGAGAGCAUAUUUGGUAUGGAAGGUUCAUUUCGAAAACUCGAUGUGGACUAAUUGUCUACUAUUCAAAUAUGGUUUGAAGGGUAAAGUUAAGGCUUUGAAAUUAAAUAUAUAUCAAUAGUUAAGGUUUGUUAGAUUUCAGUUUUGGAACACAGAGGUUAAUAAAGAAUACUUUAAAAACAAUAAUUAUGACGAUACUUAACUCAAUAGCAACAGAUUACAACAUAUAAAAUAGUACAACAAAAAAUAUUAUAUAUUUUUUCUCUUUUUACGAGCCCAGGAUCUACAGGUGUUAAAGAGCUGAGUCGAGUAGCCUGGAAGUUCAUUUUAGAAAUUUAGUGACUUUGUUAAAAAUAAACGAAAUAAACAGAUUUAUACACAAACACUAAAUGCUAAUGAGUAAAGAUAGACACCUAGUCGGCAAAAGGUUCUAAUUAUAUAUAGAUCCACAUCUCGCGCUCAAUAAAAUAUACGAACAAAUUUAAUUUUUAAUUUUAUAAUUUAUAUGAAAUCCAUUAUGCACGCGUAUAUGUAUUGAGUUAAUGCUGAAUCAGUUUAGAGAUUCAACACAACUCCUAGCUAUUAUUGUUCUUUCUUAAAUAUAUGCAAAAUAAAUUUGAAUUUAUGAAAUCUAUGACAAUGUAAGAAAAUUGUGCGCUUUUGAUACAACUUCGGAUGUUCUUCACUAAUAUUACAGCUAAAACAUAACACAAGCAGACAUCAGUAGCAUUGAAGAUCAUCUACAGUUCAGAUGCUCUUAGGCGCGUUAUCACCAGUUUAAGAGCUCUUUUGAGUGAU